This is a messenger RNA of Bipolaris victoriae FI3, 1509 nucleotides long. RefSeq lists its product as hypothetical. Lineage: Eukaryota; Fungi; Ascomycota; Dothideomycetes; Pleosporales; Pleosporaceae. The coding region runs from base 1 to 1509 and encodes 502 amino acids. Gene Ontology annotation, molecular function: molybdenum cofactor sulfurtransferase activity. The transcript has 3 exons. Gene Ontology annotation, biological process: molybdopterin cofactor metabolic process. The record is from RefSeq and is a predicted model, not a curated record.
AUGCUUAGAGGCCUGACGUACCUUGAUCAUGGCGGCACCACUCUUGCGUCAAGAUCAUUGAUGCAGUCCUUCUGCAGUGAGAUGCAGUCUACGCUUCUUGCAAAUCCACAUUCAGAUGCCUCUAAUCCCAGCAAUACUGCCAUAAUGGUAGAGGAGACGAGGCGUGAGGUGUUGAGGAUGUUCAACGCCGAUCCAGCUCAUUUCGAUGUUGUAUUCACAGCGAAUGCAACUGCAGCCAUUAAACUGGUCGCGGAAGGUUUCUCUGGAUGUAGAGAGAGCUUUGGCUACUUCUAUCAUCGCAACAGUCAUACGAGUUUAGUUGGCGUCCGCGAACUAGCUUUUCAUAGCCACUGCUUUGCCUCCAAUGAAGAGGUAUCUGACUGGCUCUCCGGCACGUGUGAUAGCCUUCGUGACCCACAACGGCCGGUAUUAUUUGCCUAUCCAGCACAAUCAAACAUGAACGGUGAACGGCUUCCAUUAGAAUGGGCAGGAAAAUUACGCUCCUCGGCCAAUCACCAGAAAGCGUAUACACUGCUUGAUGUUGCUGCUUUGGUAUCAACUACCCCUUUGGAUUUGAGCAACCAUUUCCUUGCCCCUGAUUUUGUUACACUUUCUUUCUAUAAGAUCUUUGGUUUCCCAGACCUUGGGGCUUUGAUUGUUCGUAAAGCUGCUGGCCAUGUCUUCGACAACCGAAGGUAUUUUGGAGGCGGAACGACGGAGAUGACGACAUGCUUUGGUGAUGCCUGGGUAGCCUUAAAGGAUUCAAGCUUGCAUGCCCGGUUGGAGGACGGGACCAUCGCAUUUCGAAGCAUACUUGCUUUAAACUUGGCUAUUACAACACACCAAGAUCUAUUCGGUGGGCUUGAACAAGUAUCCAAACACACGGGCUGGCUGGCCAAUCGACUUUAUCAGCGUCUCGUCAACUCCAGACACUCGAACAAUUCGCCAAUGUACCGGAUAUACAAAUCGGAAGAUUCGAGCUAUGACGAUCCACAAACGCAAGGCGCAACCAUAGCUUUCAACGUUUAUAGGAGUGAUGGAUCGUACGUAGGUCCGUGGCAUGUCGGCUCCUUCCUUCGGAAGCAUGCUAUCCAUGUUCGUACGGGCACUUUGUGUAAUCCCGCUGGAAUAUCGUGUGCAUUAAAGCUAAAUUCUGAGUGGUUGCGUAUGGCCUUUGAGAGGGGAUAUCGGUGCAAUACGGAGCUCGACAUCGUUGAAGGGAUACCUGUUGGUGUGGUAAGGAUUACAUUUGGCGCAACGAAUACCAUUGAGGAUGUUGAGAAGCUCGUUAGCACUCUUUCCCAACAUAUCCUUCAGGAGGAAGACCAUCUCCAGACUGUGGAAAGAAAACGUAUAGGGAAGAAGGACUCCGUCAUGGGAUAUACGGAAAGCAAACUGGUAGUGGAAGACUUCGAGGCUAAGCCUAGUAAAGACGUUUCGCCUAGAGUUAGGAGUCGAUUCUAUAGCCUGAGGAGGCUAUUGGGACAUUGUCGCGAGAAAAUGUUGUAA